AUGGACAGGACCAGGAUACAGCAUUCGACCGCACUGCCGUAUCCCGCACCAACAUGGCCGACUACGUCGCAAGAUAUCGAGGAAGCUGUCCUUGCCCUGCUCCUGCCACUCCUCAGACCGGUCGGUGAACACAGACAACACACCGCACGGCCUUCAAAAGGUCGCAAUCGCUCCAAAUGCAAGCCAAGAACUGAGACCAACAAUAGCAUGGUGAACGAGACCGCGGGAAUUCCAGAGAUAGCGGGACAGCUUACAGUAGGUCUUACAACCACGUACCGCAGCCUCAACGCCCAGGCACGCAAACUUCACGACGCCGACAGUGCGGCAGAGCCUGCCAUGGCAGUCGUGUUUGUCUGUCGCAAGGCUCUCCCCGAUCCCGCCUGCGCCUCCUUGCCAUUCCUUAUAGUCGCAGCUUCAUCCAAAAACCAGCCUGCGGAGGCCAUGCGGUUAGUGCCGGUUUCCGAAAAGGCCGAGAUGGCGAUCGCAUCGGCCCUCGGUCUGCCCCGUGUAGCGAUGCUUGGAUUACACGAGGCCGCCACUGGUACGAAGCCACUGGUACAAUACGUCCGGGAGAAGUUCGCACCGAUCGACAUUCCGUGGCUUCGGGCCGGUCCGGUCCCUCAGUACUUCCCGCUCAAGGUCGAUACCGCUCACAUUCCAGUUGUGCAGAAGGCCGCGAUCAAGCAAGGGAGCUCUGCAAAGUGA
Cyphellophora europaea CBS 101466 is the source of this 705-nucleotide messenger RNA. RefSeq lists its product as uncharacterized. The transcript has 2 exons. Lineage: Eukaryota; Fungi; Ascomycota; Eurotiomycetes; Chaetothyriales; Cyphellophoraceae. The coding region runs from base 1 to 705 and encodes 234 amino acids. Gene Ontology annotation, biological process: intronic box C/D snoRNA processing; tRNA processing; nuclear-transcribed mRNA catabolic process, RNase MRP-dependent. Gene Ontology annotation, molecular function: ribonuclease MRP activity. Gene Ontology annotation, cellular component: nucleolar ribonuclease P complex; ribonuclease MRP complex; cytosol. The record is from RefSeq and is a predicted model, not a curated record.